AUGGCUAAUAUCCUCCCUCCAGCUGAUCCACGAGUUGAAAACUGGCCACUAAUGAAAGAUCCAACACCUGUGUUUGUUACUGUUCUACUGUAUCUAACUUUUGUUCUCUGGUUGGGUCCAAAAAUUAUGAAAAAGCACCAAACACCGUUUAACCUACGGCCACUUAUGAUCGUUUACAACAUUUCUCUAGUUCUGCUUUCGAGUUGGCUAGUGUACGAAUUUGCUGUUUCAGGAUGGUUUACAGGAUAUUCGCUUGGUUGUCAAUCUAUUGAUCAUUCAAGAAAACCGAUUGCUAUGCGUAUGGCUAGUACUUGCUGGGUUUUUUUCAUUUCCAAAAUAAUUGAGUUAUUUGACACCGUAUUGUUUAUCCUCCGAAAGAAAUUUGAGUUAGUUAGCUUUCUUCAUGUUUUUCAUCAUGCAAUCAUGCCUAUUUCCUGGUGGUACGGUGUGAAGUAUGUUCCAGGUGGUUUAGGAACUUUUCAUGCAUUUUUAAAUUGUAUCGUCCAUGCCUUUAUGUAUACUUACUAUGGUUUGGCUGCAGCUGGACCUCGUUUUCAAAAGUAUAUAUGGUGGAAAAAAUACUUAACUGCAGCUCAAAUAACCCAAUUCAUCAUUGUUAUUUUUCACUCAACAUAUGCAUUGAGUAUAACCGAUUGUAAUUAUCCAAAAAUUUUCAGUUACUGGAUUUUGGCAUCAGCAUUGAUUUUUCUUUUUUUAUUUUCCAAAUUUUAUUACAAAGCCUACGAGAAACCAGUUCAUGCACUAAAUGGAUCAAUAGUUGAUAAUAAAUACCAUAAUAAAGCUCAUUAA
This is a messenger RNA of Schistosoma intercalatum, 810 nucleotides long. The record is from the annotation of a GenBank genome assembly. NCBI's taxonomy places the organism in Eukaryota, Metazoa, Platyhelminthes, Trematoda, Strigeidida, Schistosomatidae.